This is a messenger RNA of Hirsutella rhossiliensis, 1326 nucleotides long. Its product is annotated as ubiquitin-conjugating enzyme. The coding region runs from base 1 to 1326 and encodes 441 amino acids. The record is from RefSeq and is a predicted model, not a curated record. NCBI's taxonomy places the organism in Eukaryota, Fungi, Ascomycota, Sordariomycetes, Hypocreales, Ophiocordycipitaceae. The transcript has a single exon.
AUGCGCCGCCUCCCCUACAUCCCCGCCCGCGACUCGCGCCACCGCACUGCCGUCCUCGCCCUCUACCGCGCCCUCGUCCGCUCCGCCAGCCAAAUCCCCCUCCCGCCCGACGUCCUGGCCCGCGCUGCCGCCCCCGUCUCCUCCUCCCCGGCCUCCGCCCCCGGCCCCGGCCCCGUGGUCCAGGUCGUCCGCCGGCGCUUCGCCAAGAACCGGCCCUAUGACAGUCUCCGCCUCGUCUACGCCUCCAUGGCCGCUGGGUACCGCUUCCUCACCCUCUUCGCAAAGGCCCGCGACCCCGCGUCCGCAGAGCACGCCCAGGUCGUCGACCACGUCCGCGCCCGCCUCGAAUCCUCGGCCGCAUCGCGCGCUGCCCGGGCCGCCGCGCCAUCUGCAAACCCAUCGCCGGCAUCGGGUCCGCUACGUACCAAGGAGCCCCUUAUCUUUAACACGGCAUCCCCCGGCCAGUCGCCCCGAUACACCUCGUCGGUGCUGCCCCGCCCCAGGUCGGUCCUUGACGACGGCGACAAGACGUCGCGCCGCGUGCCCUCGCUCUGCUCCACCAGCUACGGCCAGCCCUUUCUGCGCAUGCGCAAGCCCCAGCCGCGCGCCCUGUCGAAAAUGGUCGGGCUCAAGGACCGCUUCUUCCAGAAAAAGGUCUACAAGGUUGUCGAGAUCAACGAAGACCUCGUCCCAGAGGCCCUGCUCGAGGACGAGUGGGACGCCCUCGUCGCCGACCAAAUAGCCAGGGAGCUCGGCCCUCGCGCCGCCACUGCCCACGACGACCGCCACCGCGGCCACGAGGCCACCCACGUCUGGACCCUGCUGCUGGCCAGGCUCUGGUCCGAGUUCCAGAUAGAGAAGACGUGGCAGGACUGGACCGCUCGCGGCACCGCCCUCAACCAGCUCGUCGAAGAGGAGCGCGCCCUGGCCGAGCACGAGAGCGGGGCGCCCAGGCCCGCCCGUCAGCAGCCACGCGCCGACCAUCGGGCGAGUGGCCAAGGCGCGUCGGGCCAAGACAUACGCCCCAAUGUGGGCGAGUGGCCCUUUGCGCCGUUGCCUUUCUUCGAGUGCCUCAAACGCGCGCCGACAAAAUACCAUACUGGGGCCGACGAUGGCAAAGACCCCUUCCUCUCCCCGACCUGGGCCACGCUCGUCGAGGCCCAAGACACAAGGCUAAAGUCAUGGCUCAAGGCCUGCGGAGCCGAUCAUGUCCCUGCCCCUAGCAGGCCUACAGGGCCAAAUCAUGGCGCCAGGGCACGGGGGUCCUCGGAACAUCUCAUAGAACAGCCAUCUGGAGUAUCUGGCAUCGAACCCGGGCGUUGGUAG